ACAUAUAUAUAUACAUGGAAGAAGAAGGUAGGAACCCAUCCCGCAAGUCCUCGGAAAUCUAAGAAUACAAGUCGCCUGGACUACGAGCAGAGAAAGAGAAAGUAAACAGAAUGGCCAACACCACCGCCAUGAAGGCUUGAACAGAGAGAAGAAGAUAAUAGAAAGGCAAGCCAGUAUAUAAGAAGAACCUCACAACAGCAUAUACUAAGCACAGCCUGUGACUUUAAUCAAGCAAUCGCAUCGUUCCCAAUUUGGGUUCUUCCUCUUCUUCCCCUCACUCACAACAGAGUCACAGACACAGACAGCUAAUUAAUGGCUUCUUCUGACCUCUCCACCAUUCUUCCAAGGGUCCUCAUCGUCUCCCGAAGAAGCGUUCGCAAGAACAAGUUUGUUGACUUUGUGGGUGAAUAUCAUCUCGAUCUCAUAGUAAGUUAUGGGGCGGUGCCUGUAAUUGUCCCAAGAGUCGCCGGAGUUCACACCUUAUUGGACAGCUUCGAGCCAAUCCAUGGAGUUCUACUCUGUGAAGGUGAAGACAUAGACCCUUCACUCUAUGACACUCAGCUCUCUGGCCUUUCCCCUGAGGAGCUAGAAGAGAUCAGGAGAUCCCAUGUGAGUGAUACAGAUAUCGACAAAGAGAAGGAUACCAUAGAACUGAGGCUUGCCAAGCUCUGCCUUGAAAGGAACAUACCCUACUUGGGGAUCUGUCGAGGAUCACAGGUCCUUAACGUUGCUUGUGGGGGAUCCCUUUAUCAAGAUAUUGAGAAAGAACUCUCCAAGAAUCACUCGGAAGGAGAAAAAGUGGUACACAUUGACUAUGAUAACUAUGAUGGGCAUCGUCAUAAGGUGAAGGUAGUGAAGAACACCCCAUUGGAUGCCUGGUUCAGGGAUUCUCUAGAGGAAGGGAAGAUGGAGAUUUUGGUUAACAGCUACCAUCAUCAAGGUGUCAAGAGAUUAGCCCAAAGGUUUGUUCCAAUGGCUCAUGCUCCAGAUGGUUUGGUUGAAGGGUUCUAUGAUCCUGAUGCUUAUAAUCCCCAUGAGGGUAAGUUCAUAAUGGGACUCCAAUUCCAUCCAGAGCGUAUGAGGCACCCUGGGUUGGAGGAUUUCGAUUAUCCUGGUUGUCCAUCAGCAUAUCAGGAAUUUGCGAGAGCAGUGAUUGCUUACCAAAAGAAACUGAAUAGCUCAAUAAGUAUGCCAAAAGGUCUGAAACUUGAUCAAGAGAUGGAAAAGAAAAGAAGCAUCAUUGUUCGAAGUUUCUCCAUUGCCAAAGAGAUGUACACUGCAGGGCGUGAGAUGCCUCCGGAUAAGUGUGACCUUGAAGCUGGAGCUGAAUUUCUCCAGUCGAAUACAGCUUUGAGUGCACAACAAGAGAAGAGGUUGAAACAGAUGGGUGCAACAGUAAGGAAUGCUCAUGCAUACCUUGAAAGAUUGAAGUUGAAUGAAGAGAGGGAGACGCUAGCCAGGAAUGUAAUGGGGAAGAUGUCAAUGGAGCAAUUGUCUGAUCUCAUGUCCUUUUAUCAUAUGAUGGGGAAAAUCUGUUCAGAGGUUUUAGAGAAGAAGGUGGACAGCCAGUGCCUUCUCAACUGAGAAUUAAUUAUUUGACUAUUUUCUUUGCUCACGAAUAGUUGUGGAAAGGACAUACAGCUUUGCCUCUCCGUUUCUUGUACCCUUUUGGAUGGGGGGUAGGAAAAUUUUGUGAGAUUUGGAAGAGGUGGAAAAGAUGUAGCUGCCUUUCUAUUCUGAUGGCCCAUCUAGCUUUCCAUUUGUGUCUAGUUACUUAUUAGGUUGUGUUUGGUAGUC
Macadamia integrifolia is the source of this 1797-nucleotide messenger RNA. RefSeq names its product putative glutamine amidotransferase GAT1_2.1. The record is from RefSeq and is a predicted model, not a curated record. The coding region runs from base 313 to 1584 and encodes 423 amino acids. Lineage: Eukaryota; Viridiplantae; Streptophyta; Magnoliopsida; Proteales; Proteaceae. Gene Ontology annotation, molecular function: hydrolase activity, acting on carbon-nitrogen (but not peptide) bonds, in linear amides. Gene Ontology annotation, cellular component: cytosol. The transcript is spliced from 4 exons.